Molecule: messenger RNA, 3241 nt
Organism: Capra hircus (goat)
Lineage: Eukaryota; Metazoa; Chordata; Mammalia; Artiodactyla; Bovidae
Gene: NFS1
Product: NFS1, cysteine desulfurase
Exons: 13
Coding region: 78-1451 (457 amino acids)
Biological process (GO): [2Fe-2S] cluster assembly
Cellular component (GO): cytosol; nucleus; mitochondrion
Molecular function (GO): pyridoxal phosphate binding; cysteine desulfurase activity
Source: RefSeq, a predicted model, not a curated record
GCGCGGAGUAGUACUUCCGGGAUCCUGUAGCUGAGGACUGUAGCCGCUUCGGGCGGGGGGCUCCUGCCACCGGGACCAUGCUGCUGCGAACCGCUUGGAGGCGGGUGGCCACGACCGCCCCCGCGGCUCCGGGGCCGAGGGCCAAGCCACCCACUCGGGGGCUGCGCCUGCGCGGUAUAGACCUUACUCCCCAGUCUGCUGUUGCCUCUGAUGCAGCCACUGCUCUGGAGGCGGAGUCAGUGCUGCGACCUCUGUACAUGGAUGUGCAAGCUACAACUCCUCUGGACCCUCGGGUGCUUGAUGCCAUGCUCCCUUACCUAGUCAACUACUAUGGAAACCCACACUCCCGGACACAUGCUUAUGGCUGGGAGAGUGAGGCUGCCAUGGAAUGUGCUCGCCAGCAAGUAGCAUCUCUGAUUGGGGCUGAUCCUCGUGAGAUCAUUUUCACUAGCGGUGCUACUGAAUCCAACAACAUAGCAAUUAAGGGAGUGGCCAGGUUCUAUAGGUCCCGGAAAAAGCACUUGAUCACCACGCAGACAGAACACAAAUGUGUCUUGGACUCCUGCCGUUCACUGGAAGCUGAGGGCUUUAAAGUCACCUACCUCCCAGUGAAGAAGAGUGGGAUCAUUGACCUGAAGGAACUAGAGGCUGCCAUCCAGCCAGAUACCAGCCUGGUCUCAGUCAUGACUGUGAACAAUGAAAUUGGAGUCAAGCAGCCCAUUAAGGAAAUAGGGCAGAUUUGCAGUUCCAGAAAGGUGUAUUUCCAUACCGAUGCAGCCCAGGCUGUUGGAAAAAUCCCACUUGACGUCAAUGACAUGAAAAUUGAUCUCAUGAGCAUCAGUGGCCACAAAAUCUAUGGUCCCAAAGGGGUUGGUGCCAUCUACAUUCGCCGGCGGCCCCGUGUGCGUGUGGAGGCCCUGCAGAGUGGAGGGGGGCAGGAGCGGGGUAUGCGGUCUGGGACAGUACCCACACCCUUGGUGGUGGGGCUGGGGGCUGCGUGUGAGGUGGCACAGCAAGAGAUGGAGUAUGACCACAAGCGAAUCUCAAAGUUAGCUGAGCGACUGAUACAGAAGAUAAUGAAGAGCCUUCCAGAUGUGGUGAUGAAUGGGGAUCCUGAGCACCAUUACCCAGGCUGUAUCAACCUCUCCUUUGCGUAUGUGGAAGGGGAGAGUCUGUUGAUGGCACUUAAGGAUGUUGCCUUAUCCUCAGGGAGUGCCUGCACCUCUGCAUCCCUGGAGCCCUCUUACGUCCUUCGAGCAAUUGGCACUGAUGAGGAUUUAGCUCACUCUUCUAUCAGGUUUGGCAUUGGCCGUUUUACUACAGAGGAGGAAGUGGACUACACAGUGGAGAAGUGCAUUCACCAUGUGAAGCGUCUUCGAGAAAUGAGCCCUCUCUGGGAGAUGGUGCAGGAUGGCAUUGACCUCAAGAGCAUCAAGUGGACCCAACACUAGAAGAAUGGGCCUCUAAGUUUGUGCUGGCCUGGCUCCUCCUGCUUCAUCAACUCAUGCACAGCCAGGCAUUUCGUUACCCCCAGUGGCUGCUCCAUGUUCAAACCAGAACUGGUGUAGCCACCUGACUUCAGCAUCGGCCUGCCUCUAAGACAGCAUCAUGAGAAAAUGGUCUUUCUCCGGCCUCAGCUCCUUUGGUGGGGAACAUUCCCCAUUUCUUUCCAGGAAUCCUUCUCUGGUCUUAUAGUGAGUGGAUGUUCUCAUCCUGAACCAGGAGGGACAUUUGCUAUGAGUUGCUGCUGGACACAUCUGUAUCCUUGGUGGAGAGAGCCAGAGGAACUGCAAAAAUGCUCUUUGUUCAGGGACCCUGAUGCCCUAGGUGGACAUUUGAGUUGUGGCUUACUGCUGCUGAAAGAGACUGACUUCUUCAGAUAGAAGCAUAAACAUCUAUGGCUUCAUCUUUUUUGUGGCUCCAAAGGCUACCUCUUCAUGUCGUCUAUAGACUGAACUGCAAGUUUCUUAGAAGGCUUGUCUCCUCUGUGUUCUUAUCCUUCUUUUCUUUUGACCUAAUGGAGCUAGAAAUAUCUAUAUGAAUGACUCUACCUAGUCUUGUAGUAAUUUAUGUUUCUUUUUUUAAAACAAAUGUUAAUUUGCAGAUUAGAGGAAUAAAAUCAUAUUCCUGUAUUUAUUCUAUGACAUUAUGAGAGGCUCAAGGAGAAUUCCUGGAGAAGGAAAUGGCAACCCACUCCAGGGUUCUUGCCUGGAGAAUCCCAGAGUCGGGGGAGCCUUGUGGGCUGCUGUCUCUGGGGUCUCAGAGAGUUGGACACGACUGAAGCGACUGAGCAGCAGCAGCAAGAAUUCCAAGCCUGGGAAUCGUGGGGUGGACUACUUCUUGAUGUCGACAGAUGAAUCUGCUUGCUUAUUUCUUUAGUCAGCAAUUAUUUGGGUGCCUGUCAGGUACCUGACAUUAUUCUGGGUAUUUGGGAUACACUAGUUAACAAUACCAAAAAGUACUCUCAGUGAACUUUCAUUCUAGUAGACAGAAAGAAAAUAAUUAAAUAAGGCUAUUAUUAUAGACUGUGAUGAGUGCUGUGGCAGAAAUUGAGUGGUAGAGAAAGUAACAGGGAAAGAACCUACCAUGCUGGGUAUACUAGGAAAGCUUUUUUGAGGAGGUGUUAAUUAAGCACAAACAUGAUUUCUAGCCAUCAAAAGAACUAGGGAUUGGUGAGGAAUAAGAAGGAACAGUAAGAGCAAAGGGCCUGAGGCAUGAAAAAGCAUGGUGUUUGAGAAACAGAGGUCAAAAGAGCCAGAGUAGAGUUUUGCGAUUUGUGAGUCUGAAACCAUAAGUGGGAGGUUUCUAGCAUUAAAAGGGGUGAGAAAGAAAUUUUAUUAGAGUACAUCACAUGUAAAUAUUUAAAAAUUUUACUGAAGUAUAGUUGAUUUAAAAUGUUACGUUAAUUUUUGCUGAAGAGCAAAGUAACUCAGUUAUAUGUAUUUUCAUAUUUUCCAUUAUGGUUUAUCACAGGACACUGAGUAUAGUUCCCUGUGAAAUUCAGUAGGACCUUGUUGUUUAUCCAUCCUGUAUAUAUACUAGUUUGUAUCUGCUAAUCCAAAACACCUGAUCUUUUCCUUCCCUACUUGCCUCCCCCUUGGCACCUGCAAUUCUGUUCUCUGUAUCUUCCUCUACUGUACAACAGGUGGUCAAGAUGACAUAUAUGUCCUGCCAGUUCAGACUGAAAGCCACUGUGAGGCCUCUGAAUUCUCAAAUAAAAUUGGUGGGUUCCUGACUAAAA